Messenger RNA from Cladophialophora immunda, 3466 nucleotides. RefSeq lists its product as uncharacterized. The transcript has 3 exons. The coding region runs from base 2742 to 3413 and encodes 223 amino acids. The record is from RefSeq and is a predicted model, not a curated record. Lineage: Eukaryota; Fungi; Ascomycota; Eurotiomycetes; Chaetothyriales; Herpotrichiellaceae.
CGCAUCGCUACCAAUUUCUCUGCCCGGCUGAUGGCAUCCAGACGGUGCCAGUGCUACGGGUGCUCGCUCCUUCCUGUCAUGAUGGGGAAACGACUACUGACUUAGUCUGCACCAACCCAUUGUGCCUCCGUCUCAUGCGCUUCCGACGGCCAGUGCUGCAUAUUCCCAGGAUUCCCAAGCAGGUACCCGGCGGCUUUCCAGGUCUAGAUCCUAACCCGGGUAAGCACUGCUGGGUAAAGAACCAAGUUCGCAGGCGGCUCGAGUCUCAACGACACCCUUUUACCCUCUGCCGAUACCAUGUUCCUGGCCUUCAGCUCACUACGACCACACUAUGGCGAACUCUGCCCAACGCCAUCCAAAAAUCCCGCACCCUCAAAGCACCGAUCCCCGAUUACAUAGUGCUGACUUAAUCUCAUCAUAUGGCAAAGCCUUUGUCUACUGCAAGACCAGGUCCGGCACCUUUGGCAGAGUAGCAUCAACCGAAGCAUUCCACACUUACCCACGCGGUGGAUUUCUCUUAGCACCUACAAGAAAUCUACCGAAAUCCGCGGCCAGCAGCCACAACAAAAGAAAGGGGGGGAGUUCCUCACCUCACAGCUUGUCCUGAUUCCCGCUUCAAGGCCUACUCGAGGCUGAUAGCCGAGAAUCCUCCUGGCCUUAUCACCGCUGGCAUAACGCAUCGCGCAGGCGUCCAUUACGCUUCCACGCGAGAGGGUCGUUGGAGUGCCCGAGACUCGCGUAAAGACUUCCGCGACCAACCCUAGGACCCAUCCCAGUCCUUCUGGAAUGUGAAUUUCCCAGGCAGGCGGGAAAUGCCCAAACUCUUUCCAAACAGCAAGGCUGAAUUCACGAAAAGAGAUGGGUUCGUUGUUUUGGAUGAAAAACGUCUCCCCUGCGGCGCUUUCCGCUCGGGUUUGGCCGUUGCACCCACGCUUUGAUUCCGCUGAUUGGAAAUCCAACAGGUUUUCAACCGCCAGAACGUGCGCGUCAGCCACAUUGCCGACGUAAGUCGUGUCCCAAAGAUUCCUGCCAUCCCCAAUCACCCAGCGAGUCUCUCCCUUGGCAAUGCAGGCGUGAAUCGGUGGUACCAGCUGGUUGUCUCCCUCGCCAAACAGCACCGACGGUCUCAGAACGCAUGUGGACAUGGACUGGUCGUUGGCUGCAAUCACUAUCUGCUCGGCUUCGGCUUUACUCUCGCCAUAGAUGGACGAUUUGGGCGAGACCGGCCAUCUUUCGUCGAUGUUGGCAUAGGCCUGACUCAUGUCGUCUAUCACGGCGCAGCAACUACUCGUAUACACAAAUGCUUUGCAUCUGCCUUUUCUGGCCGCCUCAACCAUGUGCCGCGUCCCUUCCACGUUGACAGCCUUGACAAAGGCUUCUAGGCGUCGUGCAUACCUGCCAGAACAAAGUGAAUGAGCCAUUGUGCAUGAUUGCGAAAUUUCGAGACUGAUAGAGGGACGACGCACACAUCGCCCAUCGGGGGAGAAAACGAGACUCGGCGCCUGGAGACGGAAGCUGCAGUCUUCGUACAGCACCGCUUGCACCGCCCGCGAGACGGACCUACCUCUCGCUCAACGAUGGCACAAUGCCUGCUGAGUGGACGAUGGCAUCUGCAUUGAUCAUGGCAAGAGCGUUCAUGACACUGGUCUGAUCCGUGAUGUCGGCCUGCACAUAAUCAUAUUUGCACCCCUUGAGUAAGUCCAGCUCAUCAUCUCGUGCGUCAUGGUUUCUUCCCCGUGGAUCUUCAGCCUUGUCGAGAAUCCAGAUGUGCCAUUCAGGAUGGAGUUCCUGCAAGGAUCGGACAAUUGCCGAACCUACAAAUCCAAGACCGCCCGUCACCAUGAUUUUGAUAGGGGUGGAGGAGUGUUGUGGUGUCUUUGGCACGGCGCCAACGGUGCCUGCGUUUCCUUCCGCAAGCUUCGCCAUGUCGCUCAAGUGCCUCUCUUGCCUCUCCCAGCAAAUUCGACGACUCUCAAAGGUGGGAAAUCAGGCGUCUGGCGGUCCAAGAACGCCGUAAAGCUUGGGACAAGAAGCGCUUCACAUCGCAUCAAGACUCUCGGCUGUCGAGCAAUGCAUUAAUCAUCACCGACACUGAAGCAAGGCCGCAAGGCGAAUGAGAGUGGAGAGAAGUCGCCCGUGCAAUCACACCACACGGGAGCUCCUUUUUCUUGCUCCGCACCGUCCUGCCUUUGGUCUGACUUCCGCAUCAUCCGCCGGAAGGACCAAGCAAGAGCCCGUCUGACAGCAGCAAUUUCCGGGCCGCUCCCCACAGCAAGGCUAUAUCCAUCAAGCCCCUGGAGCUCCACCAACGGAACACGGACAUGUUUCCCCAUCGGUCCUCGUGCAUGGAUCACGGAGGUUCUUGAAAAAGAGCUAUCUCGCUUACAACCUUCCAGUGCUUCUAAAGCUUCCAUUUCCUACGCCACGGUCGCCAGCAACGCCAUCACACCGGGGUCAUGAUCUCCCAUGCGUUCAAGUUCCUCAAAUGUUGAUCUUCGGCUUCCAUGUGGGUUCGACUACUUCCCACUUUCCCAGAGGUUCAAGUGGGUCAUAUGUCAUAAUCCCGUUUAGCAAUGCAAGGACGACGCGAGGCGAAGCGAGGCGACAGCGUCCCAACGGAGCGGCACCCUUGCAACAUCGCCGUCGUCGCUAUUUAUAUCCGGGCCACCUUCCUCACGGUGACCUGAAUCAAAUUCAGGUGUGGUUUCUCUGCCAAACAGGUCAAGCGCGCGUCCAACAACAUGCUUGUCAACUGUACGCGGGCAUCGCACACCUUCGUUGAGUCAUUUGCCUUGACCUCGCCUCGCCUCGCUUCUACUCCUUCCGUUUCCCCGGCUGGCGAUGGUCAGGUACUCGUAUGUAUCUUUGUACUCGGUAUACGUCCUGUAUCACGGAGUUUUUUACCCUACGAAGUGCGGCCCCGAACAAUCGAGAUCAACAUGGGAAACGAACCUGCCUAUGAGAAUUUGCGACCCUGCAACUUCGCUUCCGAAGCGAUGCGAAAUGUACCUCGUAUGCAAAUGUUGGUGGCGAUUCUACCACUCUCGUGGCCGGUCACUCAAGGCAAGUCCGAGAUCAGUGAGGAAGUCGUGCCCUCAUUUCUGCUCAGACACAGCCCCCAAGAAAGUUCGACAACGCGCUUCCUGUGCGGGGGAAACAAGGACGACAACGAAAAGGAAACAGAACACAAGGAGAGAAAAAGGCUUGAUCAAGGGGCUUUUCCCUUCCUGAAUUCCCAGAGUGAGCCCUCGUUAUCAAAACAUCUGUCUGUGACUCGGCCCCGCCCUGCCCUGAUUCCAUCGCAUUGCGUGGCAAAGCCAAUCCGCCUGGUAUUUCGGCGACUUUUCGCCUCUCUGGCAGAGUCCAUGCAAUCAGUCGCUGCGACGGGCUGCCCGUGCCCUCCAAGCAGAUAGAGCAAAUAGAGCAACGUAAAGUAAGACACCAAGGCAGCAAAUUUGUUUUUGAG